Frieseomelitta varia is the source of this 4765-nucleotide messenger RNA. It is a transcript of the gene Tmf, whose product is annotated as TATA element modulatory factor. Gene Ontology annotation, cellular component: endoplasmic reticulum; Golgi apparatus. The transcript is spliced from 11 exons. NCBI's taxonomy places the organism in Eukaryota, Metazoa, Arthropoda, Insecta, Hymenoptera, Apidae. Bases 150 to 4202 code for a protein of 1350 amino acids. The record is from RefSeq and is a predicted model, not a curated record.
UAUUUUCGUUCUAGUAUAACAAUUAGUACUUAGAAUUUACAGUAACAAUAGUUCAAAAACAUUCUACAAGCGACUUCUUAUUUUUUGGUGAUUCAUUAGUUUUAUACAUUGCAAAAAUUUUUUAAGACGAUAUGCAAAUACAAUAAAGAAUGAGCUGGUUUGAUGCCACUGGAUUUGCCAAUUUGGCCAAAUCUGCUUUAAAAGAAGCUCAGAAGACAAUCGAUAAGGCACUCGAUAUUAAAGAUGAGGAUCAAAAACCAGUGGGAAGCCAUGUAGAGGAUACAUCAGACUUUUUUGCAUCAUGGGGAAUAAAGAGUGAUGUUCAUCAAAAUGUACAACCACAUGAUAAGCCCAAAACACCUAAACAAGAAGCCACAAGCAGUAUAUGGGGUAGUUUUACUGGGUCAUUCUUUGAAUCACCUAAAUUUAAUGAGCCAGGACACAGUACUAAACCAAUUAUGCAGUCUAAAUCCUUACAAAAUACACCCACUGAAAGUAACAAAAAGCUUGUAUCUUCAUCAUCAUUCUCAGAAGAUUACAAAAGUAAAUCUUUAAGUCCUAAGAAAAAGUCUGGACAAGCAGAAAAUUACAAAGAAAAAGAAAUUCAUGAUCAGGAUCAAACUGUUUCUAGUGAAGAUGUUUCUAGUACAUCUGAUGACUUAAAGCAACUUCCUUUAUCUGAAACAACUGAUAUAAGUGUAACUCUUGACAAGGAUGACAACAUUAAUAAUUGUCCUAAAAUAAUUGAAUAUCCUUCAGAGGAAAAAAAAGAUACUGAUAUUAAAGAGGAAGAAGAAAAGUCAGAAUUUGAAAAAAAAGAACCUUGUGAGCAUGAUUUAGAUUCACCUGUUUCUACAUCAAACAGAUUAUCUUUUGUAUCUCCAGAAAAUGACAAAAAAAGUUCAGAGAGCAUUGAAAUUCUGGGUUCCCGAUCUAACACUGAUUGUACCACGACUCCAGAAUUGGAUGGCAGUCCGUCUACCAAGGGUACCAAAGUUAAUUCUGAGUCGAUAGAAGUAUUACCAGACAGUAUGGUUACAUCUCCAAGCUCUGGAGUGGAAGUAUUAGAAGAUUGGAAAAGUGAUACCAGUCCCUAUUUAUCUCCCAUAGAGCAAAGACACUCUGAUUCAUCAUCUAUUUUAGAUAGAGACGAUACAGUGACUCCUUGCUGGGAUGAUAUCAAUGUCCCCCAAAUUAUGAAUAAAGAAAAUGAAAUAAAUCCAUCAUUUUCUAAUAUUUCUUCAUACGAACCUCCAAUGGAUGAAAUCAAGACAUCACAUGAAAAUUUAUGUAUGAGUAGCAUGGAUAGUACACCAUCUACUGGUACAUAUCAAGGCAUGGGAUCGCAUUUAUAUAAAAGCGCAUCCAGUAGCUAUUCAACGAAAGUUUCCCCAGAAAGCAUAGAAGUAUUACCUUACACUGAUGAUGAGAGAGAUGAAGCGAAUUUAGCAGAAGAUUCUUACACUUCUGCAUCAGAAAGUACAAUUGUAACAAUGUUAGAAACAUUUCAGCAGAAAGAACAAGCACAUAAAACAGAAAAUCUUAGUACAAGUGAAAGCAUGCAGGAUUCAUAUUCAGAUGAAAAGUUAACGUCGAAAAAAGUUAGUACAGAUACAAGACUAAAUUUGAGUCUAGAUUCUUCAAGCGAAAAGCAUAAUUUACAUCUGCCAAUUGAAGCAAUUACAACACAACCAAUUCGUAAGCCUGAAUAUUUUGAUGGAACAGAUCAAAAAACUAAACCCGACCGAAAAAGUUACGAUCGAUUAAUGAAUUCCACUAUAGAACCGACAGAAACGGAACGUUAUUCUGCCAGUGAAAUUAUCCAUUCAUUUAAAUCAGAAAUGCUCGAAGUUUCAGAUCAACAUUUAAUUUCAACAGAUUCAAGUUGUGAAGGAACAUUGAUAGAGAGUUCAGAAGAAAAUCCGCAGUAUAAAUCGGAGGAAAGAAUUUUACAAGCUCCCUUGAAUUCUAGUUCCUAUGUAAAGACAAUGUUAGAAGAUGCAAUGAUCGAAAAAGGUGGUGAAAUCAUCGAAGCAGAAGUACAAGGUGUGGAAAUACCUCGAGAAAAUUCGCCUAUUUCAUCAGAAAGUCGGUCCGAUCUGAUUAAAAUUGGUUCUGAUCAAACCAGUGGUCACACUAGUGGGGAUGAAUUAGAAACCACCACUUCCAGCGAUAUCGAAGUUAUAUCCAGUCCAAAUGGUGAUUCGAGUUCUACACAAUCACGACAAAAAUUGCAAUCAACAAAGGGCUGUGAUCUCUUAAUGAGAACAUUAAAAACUAAAGGACAUUCCAGGGAGUUGAGUGAAAUCAGCGUAGGAUCUGAUGAAAUGAAUGUUGAAAUAGAAAAAUUAUUAAAACGUAUACAAGAGAUGACGGAAAUAUUAGAAGCCAGAGAAUCGAAACUCAUUGACGUUAGUAGAAUGAAUAUGGAAUUACACGAACAAAAUAACAACUUGAAGAAGCAACUUGAUAAUUUUGAGAAACACGCAGAACAAAGCCAAAACUUAAAUCAAAUCACUGAUGAAUAUACACAACGAUUAUCUGCCUUAGAAAGAAAAUUUCAGCAAGCGAUACGGGAACGAGAUUCACUAAGAAAGAAUUUGGAACAGUUAAAAGUAGAAGCUGCUACGCGUCUGUCAUCUCAAGAGCUAUCUACUUUAAAUGCGGAAAAAGAUGAAAUUAUUAAGGAACUACGAGAGGAAGGUGAAAAAUUGAGCAAACAACAACUUCAACAUAGUAACAUUAUCAAAAAAUUGCGAGUUAAGGAAAAAGAGAAUGAUGCUUUAAUAAAAAGUCAAAAGGAGCAAAUAGAAGAACAAACUUCAGAAUUAGAACGUUUAAAAAGAUCGUUACGUGCAAAAGAAGAAGUUGAACUAUCUCAGAUAGAUGCUGUUUAUUCAUUAACAGCACGAACAAAAACACUAGAAAAGGAAGUUACAACGUUACAAAAACAAUUAGAAAAUGCGAUGCAAAAUACCGAAACUUAUAAAAAAAAUUUGGAAAUAACAAAAAUGGAGUUAUCUGAAACAAAGAAAAUUUUGACUGCAACAGAAGCAGAAUUAAAAGAAGCAACAACUAACGCUGGAGAAUCAUGUCAAUUACUUGUGCAAGUAGAGGAAUUAAAAAUCAAAUUAAGAGAAUCUGAAGAAAUGCAUGUGAAAAAGGAAGAAUUUUUAAAGCACGAAAAUAGUGAAUUACUAAAACGCUUAGAAGCCGCUGAAGCUAGAAGCGAAGAACUUUCAGAAUCUGUAUCAACAGCUACAAAACCUUUACUGCGACAACUGGAACAACUUCAAGCAAAUUUAUUACACAAAACUAAUAGUUUCAUGAAACAAGAAAAGGCAUUAUCAGACAAGAAUAUCGAGUUGCAGACAAAAAUAGAAAAUUUACUUGAGACGGAUCGUUAUCUUAAGGAAGAGAAUAUUAAUUUAAAAUCUAAAAUAUCUCAAUUAGAAACUAAGCUUACUGCCAAAGAAAAUGAAAGAACGCGGUUACAAGAAUUAUACGAUGAAUUGGUAAUACAAAAGGAAAAGCUCACUGAACAAAAUGUGAGGCAACGACAAACGAUAGAAACACUUGACCAAUCUCAUACUUCAGAAAUAAUGGAGUUAAAAAGAGAAAUUAUUGCAUUAGAAAAUAAAUUAUCUGUAGAAAAAGCAGCUACGGAUGCAGAAAGGAGAAAAAAUCAUGCAAUGUCAGAACAACAAAAUAUUGAAGACAACGAACGGCUUAGUCCUACCCCUAGCACAGAACAAGAUUCCGUGAACACAGAAAUAGACAGUAUUUGGACGUUAUGUAAUCCCAUUACCGAAAACAAAUCUGAAAGCUAUACAGUAGCAUUUGAUACUAUCAGAGCAGGAUCUAGCAGUACUUCUAUAUUUGAGAAUUUACAAGCUCAAUUGAAGCAAAAAGAUGGUGAAAUACAACAACUUCAGUGGGAAUUAUCGAGGCGUAACAUAGAAAGAGACGUGCUAAAUUCAGAAUUAUCAACAUUAACUUUAAAGAUCGAAGAAUUAAAUGUUAAGGUUAUGAAUGUUGCAGUUUUAAACGAAAGUUUACAAGAAAUACAAACUAGAUAUGACGCGUUAUUACAAAUGUACGGUGAAAAAAUGGAAGAGAAUCAGGAACUGCGUUUGGACCUACAAGAUGUCAAAGAAAUGUACAAAACACAAAUUGAUCAACUUUUAAAGCGAGAUACUUGAAAUGUUUUAUAGAUAAAAUUUCUUUAUUGAUUGAGCCAACAUAAUAGAUGUAAAACCAUAAAAGAGUUAACAAUUUAUGACAAUUUAGAUUCGGUAAUAAUUUUGUCAACGAUACUAUGUCAUGUUAUCGCAACGAAGUUGCUGAUAUCAUUUAAAAAAGAUAAUGUAUAGAAAGAGACUGAUGUCAAAUUACAUCUUAAUAUAACUUAGUGAUUUAAGUUUCAAAUUUAAUGAAAUAAUAUGAAAUUUCGUUUAUACAUGUUCAGGGAAUGCUUAUGUGAAAAUCGAAAUUUUUGCUUUGAUAAAUUUUACAGAUGAUUCAUGUCCUAGACUUUCGAUAAAUAGUAAUCACGUUAAUAUUUGAAUAUAAAUUCCAAUAUAUGCAAUGUAAAAUUUGGGUGGUUCUUUGAUUAGUCGUAGGAAUUAAUCAUGUACACUGUAUACAAAUAGAGUAAGAAAAACAACGUGAUAUAUAAUGUAAUAUAACUUUAACAUUUUCGAUAUUGUAUUAUAGAAUUCAAAUUAUGAUAUAAUUUAUUAAAAAAAGAUUUAUUGUUCCUUUA